Molecule: messenger RNA, 3192 nt
Organism: Punica granatum (pomegranate)
Lineage: Eukaryota; Viridiplantae; Streptophyta; Magnoliopsida; Myrtales; Lythraceae
Source: RefSeq, a predicted model, not a curated record
CACUUCACUCUCUUCCUCCACCUUCUCCGAGGGUUUUGAGCUGAGUAGAAGAACAAGCCAGGGAGAGAGAGACACCGUUAUUCCAUCACAAGCUCGGGAGUUGGUUGUGCUUCUCCGAUAAACCCUGGCGAUGACUGUCCUCCAAGCUUCUCUCCUUUGCAAAGCCUCAGUGGUUCUCAUUUCCUCUCCUUCUUCAUCCUACUGUCUUUAUCCUUAUUCCAGCUCUCCUUUGAAGCAUCGUUAUCACUUCCUUCCCCCCGCCGGAGCCGCUCCGCUUCUCUCUCGUUCAGUUCUAAUCCGUCAACUUCACGAAGUCCCCGAUUCCGCUCCGGCGCAAGGAUUUCCCCUUUUCGCUGCACAUUGCACUCCGAUAACUUGAAUUUGGACUCCGAAUCCGCAACCCAUCCAACCGGGCAGUUCACAUGGGUUCAAUGGGUUUGCCUAACACCGAUUUAUUUAUGCAUUUUUAAUUUUUAAGCCAAUCUAACCUCUAAAUCCGGUCCGAUUCUAAUAACAUUACAUAAGAAUUGAAUUUCUAGCUUUUUAAUUCACAGACAAAUACAUGCGUUACCGCGCUACACUGCCUUUCUUUUGUAAUAAAGGGGUUUUCAAUUUCGUCCUCCUGAAUUGAUUGCUUUGUUUUAGGGAAGCCAAGAGAGACCGGUUCUCCCAUAUUUAUUACUGUGAGCUUCUGCAAGGUUUUUCAUGAAGCAGAAGAAAUUAGAAUCUCAUCCCCACAAAUGAAUGAAAUCUUCUCUUCAAGAUAAAAAAGAAAAAAGAAAAAAGAAAAAAGGUGGUAGCUUUUGUCCACACAUGAGUGGCUCCAUUCCCAUUGGGAAGAUGAAAGGAACAAAGAAUCUCUUAACCUUCCAAGCAAAAUCAAGACUUGGCUCCCUCUUCGAGCAUAAGCUAUUCCCUUCUCGCCCUCUCAUCCUAAUCACCUAUUCUGCAAGAAUGAUUAGCAAACAAGGCAGGAAUGUAACCCAUUGACAGAAAGAGACGAGAGGCAGAGCUUCCGCAAUUUUCAUAUGGAGAGAGAGAGGGAGAGAGAAAUGGGUUGGUUUUGAUUCUCCCUCCUCCUCCUCCUCCUCCUCUGCUAUGGCCCCUCUGUUAAUUAAAGAAACCCUAACCCACACAAGAACCCCACCAAGACAGGAAAACAAAACAGGAAAACUUUCUAUCUGGGUGAUUACAGAUUGAUUAUAAUAAUUAACCCUUCAAAUGUUGGUGUUUAUUAUAUAAGCAGAGGGACAUUUUCUCGAGAUUUUUCAAUGCUUUAUCCUAAGAAGUUUGUUCUCUGCAACCCUAGAAGAGCUUUUUCAGAAGCAAACAAGACAGCACAGGCAGGCAACACAAAUACCUUCCUUCCCUUCACUUUCUCUCUUCCCCUUCCCUCCCCCCUCCUGUGCCAUUAUUAUUGCCCUCCUCCAACUCCAAGGAUGUUCCCGGCCGCCACGAGCUUCAGCAUUCUCCUCUCCUCACCAUGCCUCUUCUUCCUCCUCCUCGCCUCUCUCUGUGUCUUCCCCUCCAUUGCUGCUGCUGCUUCUUCUUCUUCUUCUUCUUCACCUCUGAACCUCACCCUCUCUCACCAGCACCCUGACCCUGAGGCUGUGGCUCAAGAUGUUCAAUGAAAGAUCAAAAGCCCCCAUCUGCAUUCUAGAUUUUCGGCCAGUUUCUGGGGUUUCAGGCAAAAUGCCUCCUGGGUUUUGCUCACUAGAAGGAAACUCUUCUGGGAGAGUGAACUCUUCCCUCUCGAGAAGACAGCUCCUCUCCUCCAAUAAGCAUGACCAGUCCUCGUCCUGCCUCACCGGGAACCCAAUCGAUGACUGCUGGCGGUGCGACUCGAACUGGCAAAACAACCGCCAGCAGCUCGCCGAGUGCGGGAUCGGGUUUGGUGCGGGGACUGCUGGUGGGAAGGGUGGGCGCUACUAUGUGGUCACUGACUCCUCCGACUACGACCCCACAAACCCGAAGCCCGGGACCCUACGGUAUGGUGUGAUCCAGACGGAGCCACUGUGGAUCACCUUUGCUUCGAACAUGAUGAUAAAGCUCAAGCAUGAGCUCAUCGUGAACAGCUUCAAGACCAUUGAUGGGCGCGGGGCCAAUGUCGACGUCACCGGGAAUGGCUGCAUUACUCUGCAGUACGUCUCCAAUGUGAUUAUCCACAACAUUCACAUCCACCAUUGCAAGCCAUCCGGUAACACAAUGAUACGGUCGAGCCCGACCCACGUUGGGUACCGUGGGAAGUCGGACGGGGAUGGGAUCUCGAUAUUUGGGUCAUCCAAGAUCUGGAUCGACCACUGCUCGCUGUCCUACUGCACGGACGGUCUCGUCGAUGCCAUCAUGGGGUCUACUGGGAUCACUAUCUCCAACAGCUACUUCGCCCACCACGACGAGGUCAUGCUGCUCGGACAUGAUGACAAGUACCUGCCGGACUCCGGAAUGCAGGUUACAAUUGCAUUCAACCGAUUCGGGGAGGCGCUAGUGCAGAGGAUGCCGAGGUGCAGGCGGGGGUACAUUCACGUGGUGAACAAUGACUUCACGUACUGGGAGAUGUACGCUAUCGGGGGCAGUGCCAACCCAACCAUCAACAGCCAGGGUAACCGCUACAUCGCCCCUGCCGACCCCAACGCCAAGGAGGUGACGAAGCGCGUGGACACGGAGGAGGGUCAGUGGGCUGACUGGAACUGGAGGACGGACGGGGACGUGAUGGUGAACGGCGCGUUCUUCGUGCCGUCCGGUGCGGGGCUCAGCGCGCAGUACUCCAAGGCCUCCAGCGUCGAGCCCAAGUCCGCCUCGCUCGUGUCUCAGCUCACACUCAACGCUGGCGUCUUUGGCGACCCCAGGGAAAGCACAGGAGGCAUCGCGUACCCAGGGUUCUCCGGAAGUGGGACCACCACAGCCACCACCAGCACCGGUGGCAGCAGCGGCUCCGACAGCGACAGCAACGACUACUUCGGGAUGAUUUUUGGGAGCGGAGCUGCGGCGUCAUAUUCAACUACCUCAGUCUUUUUGUCCUUUCUAAUUAUUUUGGUUUUGUACACUUGCACCGCCAACCACGAUGCUCUAUUAUCAUUACAAUUAUUAGCGAUGUAGAAACUUUGAGGAUGGGAAAGAGGCCGGGGAAAAGGGCAAAAAAAGGAAUUUGAAAAAAAAAAUUUGGAAAAAAGAAAAUUCCUUGAUUGAUUGCUA